Messenger RNA from Aquila chrysaetos chrysaetos, 1580 nucleotides. RefSeq names its product ribosomal protein L7 like 1 (gene RPL7L1). The coding region runs from base 98 to 841 and encodes 247 amino acids. Gene Ontology annotation, biological process: maturation of LSU-rRNA from tricistronic rRNA transcript (SSU-rRNA, 5.8S rRNA, LSU-rRNA). The record is from RefSeq and is a predicted model, not a curated record. Gene Ontology annotation, molecular function: structural constituent of ribosome; RNA binding. The transcript has 7 exons. NCBI's taxonomy places the organism in Eukaryota, Metazoa, Chordata, Aves, Accipitriformes, Accipitridae. Gene Ontology annotation, cellular component: cytosolic large ribosomal subunit.
GCGGGGAGCACGGCCCCGGGCUGGGCGGCCAUGACACCGCCUCGCGCAUGCGCGGCAGCGGCAUUCCCCCCCCCCCCCACCCUCGACUGCCGGCGAAAUGGCGGAAGAGGAGCCGAGGCGGCGGAUCCCGCUGGUGCCGGAGAACUUGCUGAAGAAGAGGAAGGCCUACCAGGCCAUCAAGGCCACCCAGGCCAAGCAGGCGCUCCUCAACAAGCGGAAGCACCAGAAGGGGAAACAAAUCCAGUUUAAACGCCUUGAGGCUUUUGUUCGAGAUUCAUGGCGCAAACACCGAGAUGACAUCCGGCUGAGGCGCAUGGAGCAGAGACCUGGACAGACGCCUGUACCUCAGGAGCACAAACUAGCCUUUGUUGUGCGGAUUGUAGAUAUUAAGGGAGUGAGUAGGAGGGUAAGAAGAGUGAUCGAGUUGCUGCGGCUGAGAAAAAAUUUCACUGGAACAUUUGUUAAACUGACUCCUUUAUCGCUGAAGAUGCUGCGGAUUGUGGAACCUUAUGUGGCGUGGGGACACCCUAACCUGAAAUCUGUACGAGAGCUCAUCCUGAAACGGGGUCAAGCCAAGAUAAAGAAAAAGAGAAUGCCUCUGACAGACAAUAUGCUGAUAGAGGAGCAUUUAGGGAACUAUGGUAUUAUUUGCCUGGAAGACCUUAUUCAUGAAAUCUACUCAGCUGGGAAGUAUUUCAAACAAGUCACAAACUUUCUAUGGCCAUUCCAUCUGUCAGUGGCUCGCCAUGCUUCACGUAACAAAGUGGGUUUCCUGAAGGAAAUGGGUAAGCCUGGCUGCAGAGGUGAAGCAAUCAACCAGCUUAUACGUCAGCUGAACUAGUCAGGGUCUUUGUGAAAACUUCAGGAUUUAUAACCUGUUCCUUUUUGCAUAUAGUUUUCAUGGACAUUAUCUCUAUGCAAUGAUAUACUCUAUCUCUUGACUGUUGGUGCCUCUAUAAAAAAAGAAAAAAUAUACAGACUUGGAGAUGGACUUGGAGCUGGUCCUUCUUAAAGAAGAUGAUAAAUUGUAUUUGGUACAAGAAAGAAGUGACUUGAACUCCCUGGAGCAGUCUGGCUUCUGUACCUCUGUAAAAUAAGGGUGGUUUUUAUACUCACUACUGCUGGCUCUGUACAAGUCGCCUCCUGAUCUCACCUUUGGUAUGAAGCAGUGGUUGUCAGUUCCUUAUUUAAAUUUCUGUUACAGUUGACUUGCACUCACUGCUUUGAUCCAGUCCUCCUCAGGGGCAGUGCUUGAAGGUGCACCUCCUAGGUGUAAAGGGGUAGCGCAGUCACCUGUUUAAGAAAAUUGCAGACAGGCAGAAGAAAACACUAGGUAUUCCUCUGUUACUGCAGUGCAAGCCCUAGCAGUGAAUAAUGUAAUGUUUUUUGGAAGUACCUAGAUUGUAUGUGUUUUAAAAAGCUGUGAUUUUGUGCUGCUGAUUUACAGAAGGCUGCCUUUUCAAUUCUGCUAGAUUGGGACUGCUGGAGAGAACUAUUUCCUGAUAGGAAAGCCCAGAAACUUUGUAAUAUAGUGGUGGAGUACAUGUAAUCAAUGUUUUUUAAAUAAACUUUUGAAAUUA